Molecule: messenger RNA, 1590 nt
Organism: Spirodela intermedia
Lineage: Eukaryota; Viridiplantae; Streptophyta; Magnoliopsida; Alismatales; Araceae
Source: the annotation of a GenBank genome assembly
AUGGACGUCGUCCGAGCCCGCCCCUUGCUCUCCUUCUUCCUCGCCUUCUUCUUCUUCUUUGUCUUCUUCGUCCUGGUUGCUGCGACGCCGGCGUACGCCCACAUCGCUGACUGGGACGACUCGUGGAAAGCCCGCGCCGAUGAGGCCCGAGCGGCAGCUCUCGCCGCCUACAACCCCGACCCAGAGGCCGUCGCCGCCCACGCCAACGAGAAGGUCCACGAGUACGUCUCUCUCUCUCUCUCUCUCUCUCUCUCUCUCUCUCUCUCUAGCUUGUAGCUAGCUCAGUGGGUCUACAACUGUUAUUGGCGAUGAAGGUUGCUGGUGGGGAACAGCACGAGGAGGGAGCUGCGGAGGUACACUGGGAAGUGCCUGGCGACGAACCCCAUCGACCGGUGCUGGCGGUGCAGGGACGACUGGGCAACAAGGAGGAAGCAGCUGGCCAAGUGCGCGCUAGGGUUCGGGAGGAACGCGAAGGGGGGCCUGGCGGGGAGAUACUACGUCGUCACCGACCCCUCCGAUAACGACCUAGUCAACCCCAGACCGGGCACUCUCCGCCACGCCGCCAUUCAGCCGGAGCCACUGUGGAUCGUCUUCGCCAGGGACAUGAUCAUCCACCUGAGCGAGGAGCUGCUGGUGACCAGCUACAAGACCAUCGACGGCAGAGGCGCCAACGUGCACAUCGCCUACGGCGCGGGAAUCACGCUGCAGUUCGUGCAGCACGUUAUCAUCCACGGCCUGCACAUCCACGACAUUAAGGCCGGCGGCGGCGGCAUGAUACGGGACUCCCUCGCGCACUACGGCCUCCGCGCCCGCAGCGACGGCGACGGCAUCUCCAUCUUUGGCGCCUCCAACAUCUGGAUCGAUCACGUCUCCAUGUCCAACUGCAUGGACGGCCUCAUCGACGUCGUCCAGGGCUCCACCGCCAUCACCAUCUCCAACAAUCACUUCACCCACCAUGACCACGUACAUACUGAAGCUCCCCCCUUUCUUCUCCUUUCUUCUCCAUGAAGCUCAUCGCCGUCGCUGGUCGCUGCAUGUCAGGUGAUGCUCUUUGGGGCAAGCGACAUGUACCCGGACGACGCGAUCAUGCAGAUCACCGUGGCCUUCAACCACUUUGGUAGGGGCCUGGUACAGAGGAUGCCGAGGUAAAGCCUAAAAGCUCAAGAACCCUAGAUCUCGAACCCUGGACCAGAAAAUGACUUUGUGGGUCUUGCUCUCCAACGCAGGUGCCGGUGGGGGUUCUUCCAUGUGCUGAACAACGACUACACCCACUGGCUGAUGUACGCCAUCGGGGGGAGCCAGCGGUCAACGAUCAUCAGCCAGGGGAACCGGUACAUCGCGCCGCCGGAUGAGAGGGCGAAGGAGGUGACCCACCGGGUGGACAGCUGGGACUCGGCGUGGAAGACGUGGAAAUGGAGGUCGGAGGGUGACCUGAUGAUGAAUGGCGCUUUCUUCGUCCAGUCGGGUCAACCCGGGCGCCCCUCCAAGUAUUCCAACAAGGACAUGAUCAAGGCCAAGCCAGGGACCUUCGUGACUCGACUCACCCGCUUCGCGGGGGCCCUUGCCUGCCGAGUCAACCGGGGCUGUUGA